AGCGGUUCGCGCAGGUGCACAGCCCUUAAGGAGUCCAGGGUCCUCUCCCUGCUGUCAGGCUUGCGUCCCCUUCCCGGACCCUGGUCACGGCUGCGGGUGACCACUUUUCCCAGCCCCCGUGGGCGAGUGGCAGGCAGCAUGGAGAGUGCUGAAGGCCACGGCCAGGCUGAGGAGUCCCCAGCGCCGGAGGUGGGAGCUGCCGGCGCCUCUCCACAGGGGCCUCGGGGAGAACAGGGCCAGGUUCUUUAUCAGGAAGAAACCAUUGAUCUGGGUGGGGACGAGUUUGGGUCUGAAGAGAAUGAGACGGUGUCAGAAGACUCUGGCAACCUGGUGGAUAAGCUGAACGAGCACAUGAUGGAGAGCGUCCUCAUCUCGGACUCUCCCAAUCACAGCGAGGACGACGGGGCUGAUCUGGGUUGCCUGCAGGAUGUCAUGGAGCCCGGAGAAAGCAGCGCUGACCACAGGCUGGAAAACAUCACAGACAGAGAAGAAAUGGACACUCUGAGUAAUGACAGUGAAACUGAUGGGGACACUACUCCUAAGGACGUCUCAGACGUGACCUCUGAUAGCAGAGCCUCAUUGAAAGAAGACUCAGCACAAGAAGAAGUAAAAGGCACGUCCGUGUUUGAGAGCAACGAUGCAGAGGACUCGCUGUCCAGAGAUGCCGAGGCUCCCCCAGAAGAGCAGGUCUCGGGGACGCCCUCCAGCCAGGCCUCUCCCAGAGAGGAGCCUGUCCCCAUGUGCACCAUUUUCAGCAAGUCCAGCUCAGCUCCUUCACAGCCUCACCUGUUCUUGCACGACGGCUUCGAGUCACAGAUGGUGAAAUCGCCCAGCUUCAGCAGUGCCAGUGAGACUUCGGCCAAGACCCCCCCACAGGUGGUCCAGCCUAGUCCCAGCCUGAGUAAAUUUUUUGGAGAUACGAUCAGCACUAACUCCUUAGCCUCCGACUUCUUUGAUUCCUUCACUACUUCCACAUUCAUUUCUGUCAGUAACCCCAACGCAGGUGCUUCCAUUCCAGAAAAACUGUCUUCACUCCCUGCUUCCCCCGACUCCACUGACCCUUCUUGCUCUGCAGGAGUUGAAAGGUCAGAGUCGGGUGUUUCCUCAGCUUCUCUGGAAAUUCCCGAGUCUCCAAAACCGUUUUCACAGAUACAGGCUGUAUUUGCAGGGAGCGAUGACCCCUUUGCCACCGCUCUGAGCAUGAGUGAGAUGGACCGGAGGAAUGACGCCUGGCUUCCCAGCGAGGGGACCCGGGACAUCCUGAUGGCAGUGGCCACCCAGCAGUACAGCACUGUGUUCGUAGACAAGGAGAACCUGACCAUGCCAGGGCUCAGGUUCGACAACAUUCAGGGAGAUGCAGUUAAAGACUUGAUGCUUCGCUUUCUGGGUGAAAAAGCUGCAGCAAAGAGACAAGUCCUGAAUGCCAGCUCCGUGGAGCAGUCUUUCGUGGGCCUGAAGCAGCUCAUUAGCUGCCGAAACUGGAGAGCAGCAGUGGACCUCUGCGGGCGCCUCCUCACAGCCCACGGCCAGGGCUAUGGCAAGAGCGGGCUGCCCACCAGCCACACCACAGAUUCACUGCAGCUUUGGUUUGUGAGGCUAGCACUGCUGGUGAAGUUGGGCCUUUUCCAGAAUGCAGAAAUGGAAUUUGAACCCUUUGGAAAUCUUGAUCAGCCAGACCUUUAUUACGAAUACUACCCUCACGUGUACCCCGGGCGCAGAGGCUCCAUGGUCCCCUUCUCGAUGCGCAUCUUACACGCAGAGCUGCAGCAGUACCUGGGGAACCCACAAGAGUCGUUGGACCGGCUGCACAGGGUGAAGACCGUCUGCAGCAAGAUCCUGAGCCACUUGGAGCAUGGCUUGGCUGAAGACGGCAGCAUCAGCAGCAUGACCCCAGAGCACAGGCAAGCGUCUCUCCAGCUAUGGCGGUCGCGUCUGGGCCGGGUGACAUACUCCAUGGCCAACUGUCUGCUCCUGAUGAAGGACUAUGUGCUCGCCGUGGAGGCUUACCGCUCGGUCGCCAGGCACCUCCCAGAGCAGGAGCCGCAGCUACUCAGCGGCAUCGGCCGCAUCUCCCUGCAGAUUGGAGACAUAAAAACAGCCGAAAAGUAUUUUCAAGAAGUUGAGAAAGUGGCACAGAAAUUGGAUGGACUGCAGGGCAAAAUAAUGGUUUUAAUGAACAGAGCUUUCCUGCACCUGGGGCAGAACAACUUUGCAGAAGCCCACAGAUUCUUCACGGAGAUUCUGAGGCUGGACCCCACAAACACAGUGGCCAACAACAACGCGGCUGUGUGUCUGCUGUACCUGGGCAGGCUCAAGGACUCCCUGCGACAGCUGGAGGCCAUGGUCCAGCAGGAUCCCGGGCGCUGUCUGCACGAGAGCGUGCUCUUCAACCUGACCACCAUGUACGAGCUGGAGUCCUCACGCAGUGUGCAGAAGAAGCAGGCCCUGCUCGAGGCCGUCGCCAGCAGGGAGGGGGACAGCUUCAACACACAGUGCCUCAAGCUGGCAUAGUCACUGCUUUCUGGAACACCCAGCAUCUCCGUAGACUGUGUACAUGGAGCUAACGUAUUAAUGCAGCUUGAGGGGCUUAAUAAAACAUCUUUUCCCUG
Otolemur garnettii (small-eared galago) is the source of this 2609-nucleotide messenger RNA. It is a transcript of the gene TRAPPC12, whose product is annotated as trafficking protein particle complex 12. Bases 139 to 2511 code for a protein of 790 amino acids. The transcript has 12 exons. The record is from RefSeq and is a predicted model, not a curated record. Gene Ontology annotation, molecular function: protein binding. Gene Ontology annotation, cellular component: Golgi apparatus; TRAPP complex. Lineage: Eukaryota; Metazoa; Chordata; Mammalia; Primates; Galagidae.